AUGGCAUCAGAAACCAGCUCUAUCGACCUUCGGGAAAAGGAUGAGCACGCCCCAUCCCGUUCUGGAGAUACAUCAACUCUUGAUGACUCCCCCAUGGCCCUCAUCGAUCAAGAAGAUCUAGACACUCUUACUAAAAUUGCCACUCAACGGUCACGCCGUCAAUCGACAUUCGGAGCUACAGAUAACCUAGCCGUUCUCGCUCAACAAGAUCCAUCACUCGACCCUCAAUCUGGCAAAUUCGACUUGCAAAAAUGGCUCAAGGCGGCUUUCAACGAUAUGAGCCGUGAUGGCCACACCGGACAUACCUCUGACGUUCUUUUCAAGCAGCUUAAUGUAUACGGAUCGGGCGCUGCACUACAAUAUCAGGACACAGUCUCAUCUACGUUAUCUGCUCCUUUUAGAUGGCCUCAAGUCCUUCGAGAAUCAAAGUCUCCUCAGAGGCGGAUCCUCAAGGACUUCAAUGGUCUUCUGAAGAGCGGCGAGCUUCUGCUUGUCCUUGGUCGCCCUGGUGCCGGUUGCAGUACACUCUUGAAAUCCAUGACUGGAGAAUUACAUGGAUUGAACUUGGACAAGGAAAGCACAAUCCAUUAUAAUGGAAUUCCUCAAUCCCGCAUGGUGAAGGAGUUCAGGGGUGAACUUGUAUACAACCAAGAGGUCGAUAGACAUUUCCCUCACUUGACUGUCGGCCAGACUCUUGAGUUUGCCGCCGCCACUCGAACACCAGCCCAUCGUUUCCAAGACAUGUCGCGAUCAGAGCAUGCCAAGUACAUGACCCAGAUCAUCAUGGCGGUAUUUGGCCUGAGCCACACUUACAACACACGAGUUGGCGAUGAUUUCAUUCGUGGUGUCUCCGGCGGAGAGCGAAAGCGUGUCAGUAUUGCAGAGAUGGCUUUGGCGCAUGCCCCUAUCGCUGCCUGGGAUAACUCUACCCGAGGACUGGACUCUGCCACAGCACUGAAGUUUGUUGAAGCAUUGCGUCUGUCUUCAGAUAUCACCGGAUCAUGCCACGCUGUCGCUGCCUACCAGGCAAGUCAGAGCAUCUACGAUAUUUUCGACAAAGUAAUUCUGCUUUACGAGGGUCGCCAAAUUUACUUUGGAACUGCCGCUGGAGCCAAGUCGUACUUCGAGGCGCAGGGCUGGGAGUGCCCUGCUAGACAGACCACUGGUGAUUUCCUCACCUCCAUCUCCAACCCCCAGGAACGCCAGGCCAAGCCUGGAAUGGAAAACCGUGUUCCUCGCACCCCUGAAGAUUUCGAAGCCGCAUGGCUCGAGUCCCCUGAGUACAAGCAGCUCCAGAAUGAUAUUGCUGCAUAUGAGCAGCAAAACCCCGUCGGACAUGAUGUGCAGGCCGUCACUGAUUUCCAGGCGCGCAAGCGUGGUGCUCAGGCCAAGCACACCCGUCCCAAGUCUCCAUACAUCAUCAGCGUUCCCAUGCAGAUCAAGCUCAACACUGUUCGCGCAUACCAACGUCUGUGGAAUGAUGCUGCUUCUACGAUGGCCACUGUGAUCACUAAUAUCAUCAUGGCUCUUAUUAUUGGAUCGGUUUUCUACGGCACGACGGAUACCACUGCAGGCUUCACGUCUAAAGGUGCAACUCUGUUCUUCGCAGUUCUUCUGAAUGCCCUCACUGCAAUGAACGAAAUUAACAGUCUCUAUUCACAACGCCCAAUCGUCGAAAAACAUGCAUCCUUCGCCUUUUACCAUCCAGCCACCGAAGCAAUCGCUGGUGUGCUCAGUGAUAUUCCAGUGAAGUUUGCUUUAGCCGUUGUCUUCAACAUUAUCCUAUACUUCCUGGCCGGCCUGAAGCGCUCAGCAUCCCACUUCUUCCUCUACUUCCUGAUCACAUUUAUAAUCACAUUUGUGAUGAGUGCUGUCUUCCGCACUCUGGCUGCUGUCACCAAGACCGUCUCCCAAGCAAUGGGUCUGGCAGGAGUCAUGAUCUUAGCUCUGGUCGUAUACACCGGUUUCGUGCUUCCUGUCCCGUCCAUGCACCCCUGGUUCGAAUGGAUCCACUACCUCAACCCAAUCUAUUACGCCUUCGAGAUUCUCAUCGCCAACGAAUUCCACGGCCGCGAGUUCCCCUGCUCAUCUUUCGUCCCAUCCUACGCCGACCUCUCGGGUGAUGCUUUCAGUUGCUCCACCGCCGGCUCCGUGGCCGGCUCAUUGACUGUCAACGGCGACCGCUACAUCCAGCUGAACUACUCCUACAGCUACAGCCAUGUCUGGCGCAAUUUCGGCAUCCUCAUUGCAUUCCUCAUCGCUUUCAUGGUCAUCUACUUCGUUGCCUGCGAACUCAACUCCUCCACCACAAGCACCGCCGAGGCCCUUGUCUUCCGCCGUGGUCAUGAGCCUGCCUCCAUGCGCCCGAAUUAUAAGUCUGGCUCUGAUGUCGAAUCCGCCGAGCCAUCCAAGGUCCAGGCUUCGACUGAGACUGAGGAUAAGGGAAUGGGCGCCAUCCAGGCCCAAACUGAUACAUUUACCUGGCGCGACGUCUCAUACGAUAUCGAGAUCAAGGGAGAGCCCCGUCGUCUCUUGGAUAAUGUUUCCGGGUGGGUUAAGCCUGGAACACUUACUGCUCUGAUGGGUGUCAGUGGAGCCGGUAAGACGACUUUGCUGGAUGUUCUGGCGCACCGUACAUCGAUGGGUGUUAUCACUGGUGACAUGUUUGUCAACGGUCGCGAGUUGGAUGCCAGUUUCCAGCGCAAGACUGGUUAUGUUCAGCAGCAGGAUCUUCACCUCGAUACUGCUACGGUGCGUGAGUCCCUGCGGUUCAGUGCUAUGUUGCGCCAGCCUGCUUCUGUCUCUACCCAAGAGAAGUAUGACUAUGUUGAGGAUGUCAUUAAAAUGUUGAAGAUGGAGGAGUUCGCCGAGGCCAUCGUUGGUGUCCCCGGUGAGGGUCUGAAUGUCGAACAGCGUAAGCUUUUGACUAUCGGUGUCGAACUUGCUGCUAAGCCCAAGCUGCUGCUUUUCUUGGAUGAGCCUACUAGUGGUCUUGACUCCCAGUCCUCUUGGGCUAUCUGUUCGUUCCUUCGCAAGCUUGCCGAGCACGGCCAAGCGGUUCUUUGCACAAUUCACCAGCCUAGUGCUAUGCUUUUCCAACAAUUCGAUCAGCUGCUUUUCCUCGCGCGUGGUGGUAAGACUGUUUACUUCGGCCCGGUGGGAGACAACUCCAGCACAAUGCUCGAGUACUUCGAAUCGAACGGUGCCCGCAAAUGUGAUGAUGCCGAGAACCCAGCGGAGUACAUGCUGGGUAUUGUCAACGCCGGCCAAAACAACAAGGGCCAGGAUUGGUUCGAUGUCUGGAAGCAGAGCGAAGAAUGCAAGCAGGUUCAGACCGAGCUCAACCGCAUCCAUGCCGAAAAAGAGAAAGAAGCAUCUGCUACAGACGUCGACGCCUCUCAGAGCCACUCCGAGUUCGCUAUGCCCCUUUGGUUCCAGCUCACCCAGGUCACCAAACGUGUCUUCCAGCAAUACUGGCGCAUGCCCUCUUACGUUCUGGCGAAAUGGGGACUGGGAAUUGCUUCUGGCCUUUUCAUCGGUUUCUCCUUCUACAGCGCGAAGACGUCUCUCCAGGGAAUGCAGACGAUCAUCUACUCCCUGUUCAUGAUCUGUACCAUCUUCUCCUCCUUGGCUCAGCAAAUCAUGCCCGUCUUCGUCACCCAGCGCUCCCUCUACGAAGGACGCGAACGCCCUAGCAAAUCCUACUCCUGGAAAGCCUUCCUAGUCGCCAACAUCAUCGUUGAAAUCCCCUACAUGAUCGUCAUGGGAGUCCUGACAUACGCCUGCUACUUCUACGCUGUCGUCGGGGUCCCCGAUUCCACAACCCAAGGCACAGUCCUCCUUUUCUGUAUCGUCUUCUUCAUCUAUGCCAGCACCUUCACGCACAUGGUCAUCGCCGGCCUGCCCGACGAACAAACCGCAAGCGCAAUCGUCGUCCUCCUCUUCGCCAUGUCCCUUACCUUCUGCGGUGUCAUGCAGGCCCCGUCCGCCCUCCCUGGUUUCUGGAUCUUCAUGUACCGUGUCUCGCCAUUCACAUACUGGGUUGGCGGUAUGGCUGGAACCCAGGUCCACAACCGCCAGGUCGUAUGUUCGACUUCCGAGCUGUCCAUCUUCAAUCCACCCUCCGGCCAGACUUGCAUGGAAUAUCUGCAGAAGUAUGCCACCGCCGCCGGUGGUCAAAUCCUCAAUCCCGAGGCGACCAGCGAUUGCAGCUACUGUCCUCUGACUGUGGCUGAUCAGGCUAUGGCUGGCUACGGAAUUUCCUACUCGCAGAGAUGGCGCAACUUUGGAAUCAUGUGGGCUUUCAUUGCUUUCAACAUCUUCAUGGCUGUUGCUAUGUAUUACCUGUUUCGUGUGAAGCGCUGGAACUCCGCCAGCAUGAAGGAUAGCUUCAAGAAGCUGAUCCCUGGUGGCAAGUCCAAGGGUGGUAAAUAA
Messenger RNA from Penicillium soppii, 4434 nucleotides. RefSeq names its product putative ABC multidrug transporter. The transcript has 4 exons. Gene Ontology annotation, molecular function: ABC-type transporter activity; ATP binding; ATP hydrolysis activity. The coding region runs from base 1 to 4434 and encodes 1477 amino acids. Gene Ontology annotation, biological process: transmembrane transport. NCBI's taxonomy places the organism in Eukaryota, Fungi, Ascomycota, Eurotiomycetes, Eurotiales, Aspergillaceae. The record is from RefSeq and is a predicted model, not a curated record. Gene Ontology annotation, cellular component: membrane.